AUGUCGUAUACAUCUUCAGCAUUGGUGAUUACGUCUUUAUUGACGGUGGGAGGUUACAUGCUCUUUACCGGCUCAGGUGAAUCCUUUAAUGUUGGUGAAUUUCUAGAAAGCACAUCUCCAUACAUGUGGGCAUCAUUAGGUAUCGCAUCAUGCAUAGGUUUUUCCGUUGUCGGAGCUGCAUGGGGUAUAUUUAUCACAGGAACAUCAAUUAUCGGUGCUGGUGUCAAGGCACCCCGAAUUACAACAAAGAAUUUGAUCUCGAUUAUCUUUUGUGAAGUUGUUGCCAUCUACGGAUUGAUCAUGGCCAUUGUGUUCAGUUCAAAGUUGACCAGCGUUAGUAGCGACUUGUUGUACACAAAGGAGAAUUUAUACACUGGAUACUCGUUGUUCUGGGCCGGUCUCACCGUUGGAAUUUCAAACUUGAUUUGCGGUAUUGCAGUUGGGAUUACAGGUUCCACAGCUGCCAUCUCAGAUGCAGCAGACAGUGCAUUGUUUGUCAAGAUUUUGGUGGUGGAAAUUUUUGGAUCUGUUUUGGGUUUAUUUGGUUUGAUUGUGGGACUUUUGAUGACCGGUAAAGCUCAGGAGUUUAGCUGA
Lodderomyces elongisporus is the source of this 594-nucleotide messenger RNA. It is a transcript of the gene VMA16, whose product is annotated as H(+)-transporting V0 sector ATPase subunit c''. The coding region runs from base 1 to 594 and encodes 197 amino acids. Gene Ontology annotation, cellular component: proton-transporting V-type ATPase, V0 domain; membrane. The record is from RefSeq and is a predicted model, not a curated record. The transcript has a single exon. Gene Ontology annotation, biological process: proton transmembrane transport. Lineage: Eukaryota; Fungi; Ascomycota; Pichiomycetes; Serinales; Debaryomycetaceae. Gene Ontology annotation, molecular function: proton-transporting ATPase activity, rotational mechanism.